UAGUAAGAAUGGCUUUCUGUUCACCAGAAGGGCCACUUUCAGUUUGUCUCUUAAUUAAGUGCCAAACAAAAGCUUUGUCAUAGUGACGCCGUGACAUCCACGUCAGUUGAACGUCAAGUGGGCCCAGAAGACAGCUGUGUUUGGCAGGGAAACGCUGGUGGUUUCUGACACCAUGGCAUCAUAAGAUCGCUCUUAUCAGUAGCUUUCUACCUCACCAUCAGUUAGGAUAGAACCACAAGCUGCUACGUUUCAUCACGAUCUCGCUACAGUUUCAGUAUGGCUCUCACAGACUUCCUUGCUGCGUCAGAUAUUACUUCAGCUAUCAAUGCUUGCAGAGCAAACGACUCCUUCAGCCCAAAGAAGUUUUUUGCGAUGGUGGGCUUGUCCAAGAAGUCUCCCCCUGAGAUUGAGAAGAUCUUCAUGAUCCUGGACCAGGACAAGAGUGGCUACAUCGAACAGGACGAGCUACAGCUUUUCCUCCAGAACUUCUCCAAGGGGGCUCGUCCCCUGACAGCGGCUGAGACCAGAGCCUUUCUCCUAGCUGGGGACAAAGACGGGGACGGAAAGAUAGGCUGGGACGAGUUCUCCAACCUUGUCAUGUCUUCAUAAAGAGAGGAAGAUAAAGAAGAUGUUUAUUUUUGACAAUCUUGUAGUUUGAAGACAAGCAGUACAUGGUCUGUGUGAAUCUGCUCAGUGCCUUCUUGGGUUGGUCCAGCCUCUGUCUGUCAGUACAAGUAGUGCAAUAUGCUGUAUGCUAGUUUUGACUAAGGAAAAUAUGAUAUUGUAAACCAAUACAAAUAAACAGUCUUUGGCUUAACACUU
Salvelinus namaycush (lake trout) is the source of this 822-nucleotide messenger RNA. RefSeq names its product parvalbumin, thymic-like. Lineage: Eukaryota; Metazoa; Chordata; Actinopteri; Salmoniformes; Salmonidae. Gene Ontology annotation, molecular function: calcium ion binding. Gene Ontology annotation, cellular component: nucleus; cytoplasm. The record is from RefSeq and is a predicted model, not a curated record. The transcript has 4 exons. Bases 277 to 609 code for a protein of 110 amino acids.